AUGAACUUGGCAUCUCUUGGAUGUCUGACACUCUUUCUCUUGAUAGAGCUAUCCUGUCAUACGAAUGCAGAACAAGAAGAAGAUCCAGACCAUAUUUUCAGUGGUGAUGCAGUCCUCUUCGCCAUAAACGAAGUAACCAAUACUCCGAGAUCUUGGUUAGCCUGCAGCAAAAAGGAAUGUAGUUUUUCAAAGCAUCAGGCAACAGAAAACUUUUUCACUCACGCAAGAAGAGUGUUCCACAUCUACGGUAAAGGAAGGCUGACCACCAAUGACCCUAUUCGCUAUGGAGAUGAAGUGGCUCUAUUUUACAGGGUGAAUGACGAAGGAGAUGGCUUGUGGCUGGGUUGCGCGUCAGGAAGUAAGCGGUGUGGACUGGGAAACUGUCCUGGAUUGCCACAUUUAAACCACUGGAUGUGGAGAGGCAAACAUUCAUGCGACGAAAAUAAGUUUGUUGUCAGCGGAAGUACGGGCCUCCAAAAUGGUACCACGUCAGGACAGCCCCUUAGAACAGAGCACAAAAUAAAGAUCAUAAAAUGGAACUCUCCAUUGACUUCAAGUGACAGGAGGCAUAUGAGCGAAAAUUCAACAACGCUUAUUGAAACAGCCUUCCUUGACAACUUUGGAGUCUGGGUGAUCAACAAAGAUAUGAUAGACAAGUGUGGAAAUAAGCAUUAUGAUGUCCGUUACAAAGUAUGCGAUAAAUGUGGUUCUGAGCCUUACAUUCGUCCUAAGCACGAAACAUGGAAAUGCUGUGCUGGAAAGAAACCCUAUAAUACAGAAACAUCUCUCUGCUGUGAAGGAAGUGUCAGCGUGUUCUAUGGAACACAUAGAAGUGCAAAGGAGGCAAGAUGCUGCAAUAAUGCAGCUUUCUUUCCUGACAGGCAGGUUUGCUGUCAAGGAAAAGUGAGAGACCUUCCUGGACAAGACACCGAUGCUGACGACACUACAGUGCAAUGUUGUGGAAGUGAAUCUUACUUAACAACUCAUGCAACUUGCAAUAAUGAUGUUAUCACGUCAUUCAAACCAUGCAAGGUGAAACACAAAGAUCCCGUUUGUCAGACGAAUAAUUACUGCCCAAAUAAACUGCCAGCGACAUGCACUUUUCACCCUGCAAACGACGAAUGCUGUCCAAUUUUCCAAUGCCUAAACAGCGAAAAAGCUUUGCAUUUUCCAAACAAAGGAGAAGACGACUUUGUCAGGGUAUUGGGCAUGCCCAGUUUGAGGGCAUUUACCGUGUGCCUGUGGAUGAGUUCAAGUGACACUCAAGGGACUCCUUUCAGCUACGCGACAACAGUCUCGGAUUCGGGUAACGAACUGGUCAUCGAGUUCCGUGAGCAUUUUAGUUUGGUCAUCGAUGGUCAACACAGCGAGACAACAGUGUCGGCCAAUGAUGGUAUAUGGCAUCACAUCUGUGUAUCGUGGGAAAGCAGCUCGGGAUCAUGGACAUUCUACAAAGAUGGUAAGAUCAAACAACAAGGCCAACUCAAGGCACGCCAUUCGAUAAGAGAAGGCGGUUCGUUGGUGCUGGGGCAAGGCCAAGACUCGGUCGGCGGUGGUUUUAACGCUGAUCAAUCAUUCAAAGGAGUGUUAUCAAAUGUCAACGUAUGGGAUCACAAGCUUACUGACACACGAAUCGAGGCGAUGUCAAAAUCAUGUCUGCUGGAUGAAUGGAAUGCUGGAAACGUAUACAGAUGGCGCGAUUUCCUGCAAAAAGCCCCAGCAAGGCUUGUAAAAAAGUCUCCUUGUAACCUGUCGAGAACUGAAAAAGCUUUGCAUUUUCCAAACAAAGGAGAAGACGACUUUGUUGAAAUAUCGGGCAUGCGCAGUUUGAAGGCAUUUACCGUGUGCCUGUGGAUGAGUUCAAGUGACACUCAAGGGACUCCUUUCAGUUACGCGACAUCAGGAUCGAAUCAUGGUAACGAACUGCUAAUCGACUUCCAUGGGCGUUUUCGUUUGUCCAUCGAUGGCAUAGAAAGAGAACGUUUCUUCUACAGCGAGACAACAGUGUCGGCCAAUGAUGGUAUAUGGCAUCACAUCUGUGUAUCGUGGGAAAGCAGCUCGGGAUCAUGGACAUUCUACAAAGAUGGUGAGAUCAAACAAAAAGGUCAGCUCAAGGGAGGCCAUACGAUAAGACAAGGAGGCUCUUUGGUGCUGGGGCAAGACCAAGACUCGGUCGGUGGUGGUUUUGACGCUGAUCAAUCAUUUAAAGGAAUGUUAUCAAAUGUCAACGUAUGGGAUAAAAGGCUGUCUGAUACACAAAUCGAGAGGAUGUCAACAUCGUGUUCCCUGGAUGAAUGGAAUGCUGGAAACGUAUACGGAUGGAGCAAUUUCCUGCAAGAAGCCCCAGCAAGGCUUGUGAAAAAAUCUCCUUGUAUGCCGCCUAGAACGGGUGCGUGACAUAACACAGGCAGCAUACACUUUAAGAAAUACACUCUUUCUUUUUUAUAAGGAUAUGUUUUAUA
Messenger RNA from Orbicella faveolata, 2462 nucleotides. RefSeq lists its product as uncharacterized. The record is from RefSeq and is a predicted model, not a curated record. NCBI's taxonomy places the organism in Eukaryota, Metazoa, Cnidaria, Anthozoa, Scleractinia, Merulinidae.